Pipistrellus kuhlii (Kuhl's pipistrelle) is the source of this 1769-nucleotide messenger RNA. RefSeq names its product UDP-N-acetylglucosamine pyrophosphorylase 1 (gene UAP1). The transcript has 11 exons. The record is from RefSeq and is a predicted model, not a curated record. The coding region runs from base 16 to 1425 and encodes 469 amino acids. Gene Ontology annotation, biological process: UDP-N-acetylglucosamine biosynthetic process. Gene Ontology annotation, molecular function: UDP-N-acetylglucosamine diphosphorylase activity. Lineage: Eukaryota; Metazoa; Chordata; Mammalia; Chiroptera; Vespertilionidae.
CCAUCUCCUGGGAGAAUGAGGUACUCCUGCCCUCAGACAGUCCAGCCCAGGCCCUCCACCCAUGAGUCUCCGGGAAACGGUGACCUCAUGAGAGCUCAGGCCUGGCAGUGGGAAGGACUUCUCCACAUUUCUCAGAACAGAGUGGCAGUUCUUCUCCUAGCUGGUGGGCAGGGGACGCGGCUCGGGGUCACAUACCCCAAGGGGAUGUAUGAUGUUGGCUUGCCAUCCCAUAAGACCCUUUUCCAGCUUCAAGCAGAGCGAAUCCUGAAGCUUCAGCAGCUAGCUGAGAAGUGCCAUGGCAACAGAUGCACCAUCCCCUGGUACAUAAUGACCAGCGGCAGGACGAUGCGGUCCACAGAGGAGUUCUUCGCCAAGCACAGGUACUUCGGGCUGCAGAAGGAGAAUGUCGUCUUCUUCCAGCAGGGCAUGCUGCCAGCCAUGAGCUUUGACGGCAAGAUUCUUUUGGAGGAGAAGAGCAAGGUGUCCAUGGCUCCAGACGGGAACGGGGGCCUCUACCGGGCUCUGGCUGCCUGGGACAUCGUGGGCGACAUGGAGCGCAGGGGCGUCGGCUGUGUUCACGUCUACUGCGUUGACAACAUCCUGGUGAGAGUGGCCGACCCUCGGUUCAUUGGAUUCUGCGUUCAGCAGGGAGCGGACUGCUGCGCCAAGGUGGUGGAGAAGACGAACCCGACAGAGCCGGUGGGCGUGGUGUGCCGCGUGGACGGGGUGUACCAGGUGGUGGAGUACAGCGAGAUCUCCCUGGCCACGGCACAGCGGCGGAGCCCGGACGGACGGCUGCUGUUCAACGCGGGGAACAUCGCCAACCAUUUCUUCACCGUGCCCUUCCUGAGGGACAUUGUCAAUGACCUGUCCCUCCUGCCCAGUGUUCACGAGCCCCAGCUGCAGCACCACGUGGCUCAGAAGAAGAUUCCGUACGUGGACUCCCAGGGGCAGCUCAUCGAGCCCGACAAGCCAAACGGGAUAAAGAUGGAAAAGUUCGUCUUCGACAUCUUCCAGUUUGCCAAGAAGUUCGUGGUGUACGAGGUGCUGCGGGAGGACGAGUUCUCCCCGCUGAAGAACGCAGACAGUCAGAACGGCAAGGACAACCCCACCACGGCCCGGCACGCACUCAUGUCCCUGCACCACUGCUGGGUGCUCAACGCCGGCGGCCACUUCAUCGACGAGAAUGGCUGCCGCCUGCCCGCCAUUCCCCGCACCGCUGCGCACGGACAGCCCGAGGCCGUCACAGCCGGGGUCGUGGACAACUUGAAGGAUGCCAGCGACAACCCGAUCCAGUGUGAAGUCUCCCCGCUCAGCUCCUACGCCGGAGAGGGACUGGAGAGCCUCGUGGCCAACAGGGAGUUCCACGCGCCUCUGAUCAUCGACGAGCACGGGGCCCACGAGCUGGUGAAGAACGGGCUGUGAGCCGGCGCUGCCUGCGCCACGAGAGCAGCGUCUCCGGGUGACAGGCCCUCAGAGCUGUGGGCUGGAUUCAGGCGGUUUCACGACUCCCGGCUCGCUGGCGUCUUAUUUAUGUCUUCCAGUUUGUAGGUGUCCCCAGCCAGGACCGUGCCUCCAGCCCUCCGGCCGCUGUGGCCUCGCAGGGUGCGCGGCUCGGUCCUGGCCGGCCUGGCCCCUCGCAGUGGACAGAGAGAAUGUGCAUUGUCCAUGCGAAGGGUUCUAUGGUACUGAAGGUUGGUUUUACUUUGUCAAAAAGUAAACCUUUUAAAGAAAAUGAUGGGAUAGGAAAUAAACUUUUAGUCUCUGAA